Nymphaea colorata (pocket water lily) is the source of this 1122-nucleotide messenger RNA. Its product is annotated as universal stress protein PHOS32-like. The record is from RefSeq and is a predicted model, not a curated record. The transcript is spliced from 3 exons. The coding region runs from base 196 to 864 and encodes 222 amino acids. NCBI's taxonomy places the organism in Eukaryota, Viridiplantae, Streptophyta, Magnoliopsida, Nymphaeales, Nymphaeaceae.
CAUUUAAGGCGGUUAGUCAAAAUCCGACCCACCGUGGGAAUUAUCCGAAGUCGAUUCCUUUCUUUCAUCCUCGCGCAGAGCAAAACCCUUUCGGAACCGAAGAAGGGAGAGAUAAAGAGCUGACAGAAGGAGAAGAAGAAGAAGAAGGGGAAAGAAAGCAACCAAUAGAAAGAGGAAGCAGAAGGGCAAAAACAAAUGCAGACGCCGUCUGACGCCGACCGAUCUCCGCGCUCCCCGAGAGGGCCGCUCACCGCGGCCGGCGGCCAGCGGAAGAUUGCGAUCGCCGUCGAUCUGAGCGAUGAGAGCGCGUACGCCGUGAAAUGGGCGGUCCAGAACUACCUACGCCCUGGGGACAACGUCAUCCUCCUCCACGUCCGACCGACGAGUGUCCUGUACGGUGCUGACUGGGGCUCAAUCGACGUCUCCAUGGAUACUGACCAGGAGGCGAAGCAGAAGCUCGAGGUUGAGUUCGAUACAUUCACGACGACGAAGGCGACCGACCUCGCGCAGCCGCUCGUCGAUGCGCAGAUCCCGUUUCGAAUCCACAUCGUGAAGGAUCACGACAUGAAAGAGAGGCUUUGCCUCGAGGUCGAGCGCCUUUGCCUCAGUGCGGUUAUUAUGGGAAGCAGGGGCAUCGGUGCCUCCAGGCGGAACAGCAAGGGCCGGCUAGGCAGCGUCAGCGACUACUGCGUCCACCACUGCGUGUGCCCCGUGGUCGUCGUGCGCUAUCCAGACGAAAAGGAAGGUGGAGUGGCUGCUGGAGACGAUAACGCACUGGCGAGGGAGACGGAGCUGCAUCCGGUGCCGGAGGAGGAGCAGGAAUACCAUUCCGCUUCCGAGGAGCAGAAAGAAAAAGGGACUUGAGUUCGGCUGAUAGCAGGACCGUCUCUUUUCAUGAUAGAAAGUGAGGACCGAGUCUUGGGGGGGUUUUAGGUCGUGGUGCUGUUUAGUGGGAGUUCUAAACUCUUGAUCAAGUCCUGGCUUUUUUUUUUUUUAAUAUUUUUCACUGCAGAUAAAUUACCUGUGGUUAUAGAAUCAGGAUUACAUGUUCAUGUAUCUUGUUGGGAUUUACAGGCAUUGUUUUCUUGGGAUUUACUGGCAUUGUUUCAAUGCCACUUUUCA